This is a messenger RNA of Geodia barretti, 819 nucleotides long. NCBI's taxonomy places the organism in Eukaryota, Metazoa, Porifera, Demospongiae, Tetractinellida, Geodiidae. The record is from the annotation of a GenBank genome assembly.
CUGAACGAGGAUAAACUAUUGCUGGAGAAGACGGUGAAGCGACUGCAGUCGUCAGAAGAAGACUGGAGAUGUAGAGUCGAGGAGGCAGGCACGCAACUGUCAGCUCAGCAGCAGGAACACGAGGAGAAGACAAAGACCCUUGUGGCUCAGCUGGCAGAGACAGAGAGGGCGGCCAGGCUUGCUGAAAAACAGAGAGAUGAGGAGGAGAGGGAGAAGAGGGAGAGGGAGGAGGAGAAAGAGAGGGAGGAGGAGGAAAGGAUUGGUGAGCUUGAGAGACAGAUUGAAGUCCUGAAAGAGGGUCUGGAGAGUUCAAAGAAAGAGGUGGAGAGGGUGAAGGAGGAGGCCUGUGAGGCCAGGGAGGAAGUAAAGAGGGAGAAAAAUGAGAAGGAGGGACUGGAAAUGGAGUUAAAUCAACUGAGAACAGAAAUAUCGGUGAGAGAGGAGGAAGAGAGAGGGGGAGAAGAGACGGAGAGGGGGCGAGAAGAAAGGGAGACUGAAGCUGCAGCAAGUCUGGUGGCAGAACUGGAACGAAAGAUUGGAAGUCUGGAGUAUAGACUGGAGACUGUCGUGGGAGAGAAGGACGAGCUGCAGAGGGCAGCUGAGGCUAUGGAGAGCGAGAGAGAGACUCUCGGUUCUCAACUGGAGUCACUGCGAGGCCAGUUGGAGGAGAGGGGGAGGGAGGCGGGAGAUUUGGAAAGGAGGUUGAUGGAGAGUAGUGUGAGAAUAGAGGAGUUUGAGAAGGAACGGAGUGUUUUGCAGACCGGGGCUGAGGAGGAGGUGAGGACGAGGAGAGGGCAAGAGAGGAGCUGGAGAGACUGA